Messenger RNA from Asterias rubens (European starfish), 2130 nucleotides. Its product is annotated as syntaxin-7-like. Lineage: Eukaryota; Metazoa; Echinodermata; Asteroidea; Forcipulatida; Asteriidae. Gene Ontology annotation, molecular function: SNARE binding; SNAP receptor activity. Gene Ontology annotation, biological process: vesicle fusion; vesicle-mediated transport; intracellular protein transport. The record is from RefSeq and is a predicted model, not a curated record. Bases 200 to 1048 code for a protein of 282 amino acids. Gene Ontology annotation, cellular component: SNARE complex; membrane; endomembrane system. The transcript has 11 exons.
GUCACAUCUGAGAUUUCUGCUUCGUACGGACAAGAAAAUAACAUCUAAAGAGGACUAGAGUGACUGUUUUAAAGAAAAUUGAAACUCAAUGUUAAUAUUUAAAGCUGUGCACACAGGAAAGAUCAGAAGCCACUACAAGAAAGUCCUACCACAAAAAUAACCUGAAACUUACAUGAAGUGAGUCGACUGAGGAGUUGCCAUGGCAGCCCAGAGGGGUAGGGGAGAUUUUGGAUAUGGGUCGCUGGAUGCCUCACCCGAUGGUCAGUCCCAGGAUCAACAAUUUGGAUCAGGACAAGGCAAUGAAUUUUCAGACUUAUCACAGCAAGUCAGCUCAGCGCUAUUCAAAAUCAGCAACAAUGUUGCAACUUUGGAGAAGACAGUUCGUCAGAUUGGCACUCCCAGUGACAGCGUCAUGUUACGCAACAGAAUACAAGCUUCCCUGCAGACGACCAACAAGGUUGUCAGCGACACAACAACGUACAUGAAACAGUUAGCAACGAUGUCUCGCACAAUGGGAAAGUCUUCAAGAUUACAGGUGGACAGGUUAUCCAACGAGUUUCAUGACUCGGUCCAGAGAUAUGGAAGCGUUCAAAAGAAAGUUGCAAGCAAGAUGCGGUCCUGUCCGCACAUUCCAUCAAGACCCCAAAGAACGGAUGAUUUGAAUCAUGAUGACAAGGCGUCGCUGAUGGAAGACGCCAGGAGGCAAGAGAUUCAAUCGCAGCUACAGCUACAAGAUCAAGAGAUCGAGUACGACAUGGGUCAAUUAGAGGAGACUGAGAAACAGAUACGACAGAUUGAGGCAUCAAUGCUUGAUGUGAAUGAAAUAUUUAGAGAUCUUAGUGCAAUGGUGUCGGAGCAAGGCGAGAUAGUUGACUCGAUAGAAGCAAAUAUAGAACACGCUGGCAGUAACGUCAAAGAAGCCAACACUCAGCUACAAACAGCCAGCAAGUAUCAGAAGAAGGCACGCAGCAAACAAUGUUGUUGUUUCAUUGUUAUGAUUGUUAUUGCGCUUGUCAUCACUGUCAUUCUCAUCAUAAAGUUCCAUUGACGUCAUCCUAGGGGAGGGGCGAUAGACAUCUGUGUCUGCAACUUUUAUCAUGGGUCACUUGCCUUGGUAUUUGAAUCCACAUCACAUUUGGUAAAUUUCCUUAAGCCUGGGUCACACCAAACAAAAACAUCCAAACACGUCCUGAGAAAAUAUGGUCUGGCUAUAAUAUAGUUUUAACUUGAAAUGUCUAUAUGUGACCGUAGUUACUUAAAUUCUGGUAAUGAGUUGGGUCUGUCUUUGAACGGGAUGGACAUGAACGUGCUAUAGUACAUCGAAAUGACGCACCACAUCUAGCCUGUCCAUAGUAAGAUCCAAGUAUGGCAACCCGUUCGAAGUACCUCCUUCUUGUCUUAAAUAUGUUACCACUCCGUCUAGUUGCAGGACAGGACGUUCACUCGAGAAUUUUGAGCAGGCUCAAAUUUCUGGAGUACCUUUCCGAUCAAACCUGUCUGUCCGGUCCAUGGGCCGGUCCAUGAAGUUCGGAAACAGAGUGUACAUUGCUACUAGGUCCACUCUGUUUGCAAACAUGUACAGUUUCAGUCCGUUCGGCUACAUUUUUCAGGACGUGGUGAGAAAGAGUUUGGUGUGAUGGGGGUAUUAGUGAGUUGACCAACCAUGAAAAACAAUUCAACUGUUAUGGUAGCACAUCUUAGCACAUCUGUUUGCAUUCGGGUUCGGUGUAGGUGCACUCACCAUAAUGGGAUGCGAUCAAGCUACAUGAGUCGGUUGUCAAAAAUAUCUGUAUGGAGAAAAACAGGCCAACAGGGGUGACGUUUUCAAAAAAAAUAUUUUCAAUGAUUUAAAUGUCUUAAUUGGUGAUUGGCAUAGUUAAUCUUUUUAAUCAAAACCAUAGUAUAUGAUAUUGACUGGUCAGACAGUAGGAGGGUUAACUUUGUAUGCAUUCACCACUUGAUGUAAGUUUGUUGACUGGCUUACUUCAUUGUCAGCUAACUCGAACACAGCCUCAAACUGUUUGAUUUUCUCUUUCACAGAAAAAGGCUCGACGAACCUUUGGCUGUAUCGUCAUAUGUGUAGUGAUCUUAGCCAUUGUCGUCGCCAUUAUUCUCGUUGUAACUUUGAAC